UUGAAUGUCAAAAUCCUUAAGUCAUUACACUAUAAUAAUAUAGUACUAGAUACAAAUUGAAAAACACUCUUUUUGGAUCAGUGAGCGCACUUACCGAGAGCCUGAAUAAAAAAAACAUAGUCAAUAAUUAAAUUCGUAUCAACUGACUUUUCCAACCAUAAAAAACUAUAGUAAUUAAUUAAUUAUUUUCCAUUGAUUUACAAUUUCUGUAAACUUAUGAGUCAUUGUUUUUAAAAGCAGGUAAAUAGUUUAGGGCCACAAGCUUUUUCCAAUGUUGCUUUUAACUAAAUCAGUUAUUUGGUAACCGCCAUUAAACAAUGUUGGCAGUAAUAAUCACUCUCCUCGUUUUACAUUCCAUGGAAGUGGAGGCCAAGUGGAAGACCCUUUAUUGCAGUGCACCCAACGACGAGUUUGGUGAAAUUUUGCUAUGCAAACUAAAGAUCAUCGAUCGGUACAGAAACUCUGUCAAUAUCAACUACAGAGUUAAGAAAGAAAUCAGUCAAGUAACAGCUCGCUUAGAAUUUUUUAAAAGAGGAAAUGGUUGGAGACCCUUUCUGUACAACAUUUCUACGGACGGGUGCAGCUUUCUCAACAAUCGCAAUAAUCUAAUAAUUAAUAUUUUUUAUUCGUACGUAAAGCCGUAUCUCGCCCAAAAUUUGACGUGUCCCAUAAAAGCAAACGAAGUCUUGAAACUGGAAAAUUUUGAAUUUGAUAUAAAUCAAUUUCGAAACCGUUUUCCCAUCGAAACGGGCGAGUAUGCUGUGCAUACGAGUUUGUAUAGCCGCAAGAAACUAUUAGUGCUUAUGAAAACUACGUUGGAGUAUUCAAACUAUAGAGAAAAUUAAGGAAUAAAUAUAUACAACUAUCUCAAAUGUCAAAAUCUGGAAUAAAAAAGCAGAUCUAGUACGUUGUAAGAUUCUGCCUAAAAUUAAAAUAAUUACACUCUAGCAGAACAAAAAUAUAUCAUUAUAUAAUGAAAAAUUAGUUCCGUAUCCAAAAGUAAUAAAUCCGAUCUUUCAACUGUAACAAAGUACAUGUUCAUUCAUAUUAAAGUUAUUAUUAAAAUCAGAUGGACUAUUAGCGUGAGCAUUUAUUGAUAAAUCCAUCGAUUUGAUUGAUUGACUAUUUUUGACAAU
Molecule: messenger RNA, 1136 nt
Organism: Drosophila gunungcola (fruit fly)
Lineage: Eukaryota; Metazoa; Arthropoda; Insecta; Diptera; Drosophilidae
Exons: 3
Coding region: 318-845 (175 amino acids)
Source: RefSeq, a predicted model, not a curated record